GUGGUAGACCUCUGUGCUUAUGGCGGACGGAAGUCUGACGUUCUUCAGAAUUUUUGGAGAGAGGAUUAAUUUUGUUUUGUUAUAUUGAACAUAUCAUUCUAUCAGAUGUUGUCAAUUUCAUAUUGAAUUAUGGAUGAAAUUCUUUCCAAAGAAGACCUUAAGCGUUUUGAGGAACAGUAUAAUGCUGAACUUGAAAAAGGAAAGGUUUCUUCAGAUACACAGUUUAAUUAUGCUUGGUGUUUAAUCAGAAGUGAUAACAAGGGUGACAUUUUAAAAGGAGUGCUUCUUCUUCAAGGAAUACAAGUCAGCUAUCAAAUACACAAACAGACUGCUGCAAAUAGAACCUCAAAACCGUCAAGGAAUAGAACUGCAAGAGAAGAUUACUACAAAAAUGAAGAAAGAUGGCUUAAUUGGACUUGGUAUUCUGGGUGGUACAGCUCUCAUUGUGGGUGGAGCAGCAGCCUUGGUUGGACUUGCAUUUGCCAGUCGCAAGUGAACAUUAUGCUCAAAGAAGACAACGGAUAAUGUGUAGGAUACGACUAGACAUCACUGUACUAAAA
Molecule: messenger RNA, 560 nt
Organism: Orbicella faveolata
Lineage: Eukaryota; Metazoa; Cnidaria; Anthozoa; Scleractinia; Merulinidae
Product: mitochondrial fission 1 protein-like
Biological process (GO): peroxisome fission; mitochondrial fission; autophagy of mitochondrion
Cellular component (GO): mitochondrial outer membrane; peroxisomal membrane
Molecular function (GO): protein binding
Source: RefSeq, a predicted model, not a curated record